Diaporthe citri is the source of this 2349-nucleotide messenger RNA. RefSeq lists its product as uncharacterized. Lineage: Eukaryota; Fungi; Ascomycota; Sordariomycetes; Diaporthales; Diaporthaceae. The transcript is spliced from 2 exons. Gene Ontology annotation, biological process: regulation of transcription by RNA polymerase II; base-excision repair; chromatin remodeling. Gene Ontology annotation, molecular function: DNA N-glycosylase activity; transcription coregulator activity; DNA-(apurinic or apyrimidinic site) endonuclease activity. Gene Ontology annotation, cellular component: nuclear chromosome; SWI/SNF complex; nucleus. The record is from RefSeq and is a predicted model, not a curated record. The coding region runs from base 1 to 2349 and encodes 782 amino acids.
AUGGCAUCUUCAUCUGAUUCCUCUGCCUCUGCAUCCGCAUCCGCAUCAGCGUCUGCAUCAGCGUCUGCCCCGAUACCUCCUACGACCUCUGGCGAGCCCUCAUCCCCCCUCUCGUCGGGUCCUGCUCCACCUGCACCCUCUUCCUCUACGCCAACAGCCGAGAAUGGCGCCGCGGACGACCCCCCAGCCUCCAAGAACCACGCCUCCAAAGAGGCCACGCCGGAGACCAAGAUACCUGUGCGAACCGAGGAAUCAUUCAAGGCCUAUCAGCUGGAGCGCAUUAUUGCUCGGGACAAAAUCGCCACUGCCGCCCUGAAGGAGAAACAAGCACGCCUCGAGGACAAUACGAAACGAUGGAAACAAGAAAUCGACGAGUACAAGCUCAUCCAGACCCAGCCCGCUUCGCUAUCGUUUCCCCCCUCCAGGUUAUACGGUGAAGGCUACAAAGGAUUCGGCAACGGGCACACAGAGAAUCGCGGCCCACCACGUUUGAUCUACCCCAAAGACAAGCCUCGCGCUGGCAAGCGAACCACGCCAGCCUUGCCGAAGCCCAGCCGGAAGGACCUGAAGGAACAGGCUGAUCAGUAUGAAGAAUUAGUACCGGUGCGGCUCGACGUCGACUGGGACAAGCUUAAGCUACGCGACACGCUGACAUGGAACCUUCACGACCGCCUGGUACCGGUCGACCUUUUUUCCGCACAACUCGUCGAAGACAUGGGCCUAAAGGCGCCGCAUGACCGGCCUGUCUAUGAGCAGAUCCAACACCAAAUCCGCGAACAGCUGCUCGACUUCUACCCCAUGGUCUUUUCUCAAGAGGAUGCGCUCGACCCCGAACUGCCCUACUCGGCAUACAAGAACGACGAAAUGAGGAUACUGAUAAAGCUCAACAUCACGAUUGGCGCAGUCACACUGAUUGACCAGUUCGAAUGGGAGAUGAACGAGCCAGAUAACUCCCCCGAGGAGUUCGCUCGGAUCAUGGCUAAGGACCUGUCACUAUCAGGAGAGUUCACUACGGCAAUAGCGCACUGUAUCCGCGAGCAGACGCAGCUGUUCACAAGAACUUUGUAUGGCAUUGGACAUCCUUUUGAUGGCAGGCCAAUUGAAGAGCCGGAUCUUGCUGCCUCCUUCUUACCUUCGCCUUUGCCCACAGUCUUCCGGCCUCAACAGCAAGCCAAGGACUAUGCUCCCUAUCUUUACGAGCUGGGUGAUGCUGACCUGGAGAGGAACGAGGUCAUAUUCGCGAGGGAGCAGCGUAAGCAGAAGAGAUCGGUGAACAGGCGUGGCGGUCCACAGCUGCCCGACCUGAAGGAGCGACAGAGGACGAUACGAACGAUGGUCGUAUCCUCGACCAUCCCCGGAGCUGCUGACUCAAUCGAGAAGACGGGGCUGUUCAAGAGGGUGGCAGGUACUACCACUGGGAGAGGCAGGGGACGUGGCCAACAUGACGGCACAUUCUCGGAUUCGGACGAGAGUGAAGAAUCAGCACCAGACUCCCCGGCUAUGUCACAGCUCGCAGGCACCGCGCGAACCCGAGGCAUGCGCGGUGCAGCCACUGUUGCGCAACAGAAGAUGGCGCACCUGGGCCGUUCCGAGACGCCCGAGGUCAUCACAUCCCAUCAUCACGAAACCAGGACGUCAAGGCGCUUUGGUCGUGCCUUGGACGAAACACCUGACGAGCCUCGUAACCACUGGGUAGCAAUCAAGGUGCCACGAACAUUCGAGAGAGCGAGAAAGAUGCUUUUGGAUAUGAAAAUGGGGAGGCCCAUCACGCGCCCUGAUGCUUCUCACACUCCCCGCCAACCCCGAGCUCCUAGCGCAUCGCUCCCGCCAGGCAGUAUGGGCCCACCGUCGACUCCUUCCGCACCACCUAAACCACCUCUUCUCAAGAACGCAAGCAGCAUGUCGCAGCCUGGCUCUGCACCUGUGCCUCAAGUCGGUCGCGUACCCGCCCCUCCGCCCCCUGGGGAAGGCCAACCCCCCCUCGAAUUACCUCCACCACCAGAAUGGCUAGAAAAGUCACUCAAUGAUCUGCGCAAAUCCUGGCCCCAUGACAACUUCGAGGCCACAAUGCGGCAUUGCGCCGUACACGCCGACACGGAGACCACCAUCAUCCCGGCGCCACAGAUCCCGCGAGGCCAGCCCCUUCCUGAAAAUGUGAAGUACAUGUUCCUCCCCAGGAUCAGGUGUCCGGACUGCCCCGGCAAGCUCUACACGCCUGGCCCAGACACGACGGCGGCCAAUUUCGAGGUGCACCUGCGUAACAAGCAGCACCGCGACAAGGUGAACAAGCGUGUGGGCUUCGAGACUGACCCGGCCAAGGCGGGCUCCUCUGCGGGCGCCCCGUCCUAG